AUGUCGAAAUUGACCCGAACAGGUGUAAGUGAUGGUGAUCAGCGCAUGGGUGACGUUAAUGUGGAUGAUUUCUGGAAUGCAGAUGCGGAUAAAUAUAAAUGUUGCUGUCGUACAUUUCAUGUUGUUCGAGCAUCACUCUUCAUUGCCUAUGCUCAAAUGCUAAUCACAUUCGUUUUUGCGCUUUUCUUCACUUUUUAUUAUGUGCAGGCCGUUAAUGGACGACUAACGCCAGACCACUGGAUCAAUCAAUUGGGUGAACGAUAUAUUUCUUCACUUCUGUUUGCCGUAACGUUACAAUUGCUUCUUGUUCUUUUAUUGGUUCACGGAAUUCGAACAGAACGUCGCUCAUUUUUGCUCCCAUUCAUUGUAUUCGCAUUGAUCGCAGUGCUUCUUGGCUUUGCCCAGGCAGAUAUUAAUGAUCUUAUUUAUUCUGAAAUUUAA
Molecule: messenger RNA, 441 nt
Organism: Acanthocheilonema viteae
Lineage: Eukaryota; Metazoa; Nematoda; Chromadorea; Rhabditida; Onchocercidae
Source: the annotation of a GenBank genome assembly